GUGAGAGCCGUUCCAUAGGUGAAUCCCGUCUAAUACUAUUGCUGUUACUCCUUUUAUUUAGUCAUUUUAAGCGCGAAAUAUUAUAGGCUACUACUACCUAUUAUUUAGUCAUUCUGAGCGUGAAAUUAUCACUAAUACACCAAAAUGUCGACCAAAAUAUGUCUGGGUACGUUGCCCGAAACGAGCAGCGAAGGAAACCACGUGCAGUAUAUGCCGUGCAGCAUUGAACAUAAUGGAGACGCCGAAGUCGAUAAAUAUUUUACAAAAUACGUCACUGAAGAAACCGUGACGAAUGAAGGGCAGGAAGAAGGAGAAGAAAAAGUUCUUCACGGAGUUUUUCGAGGUUAUCCUUUGACUGGGAAUGUCCUGCCAACCCCAGAAGGUUAUACUGGUGUAGUUCUUAAAGAAACACGACCAGGGUUAAACUCUGAAGAGCCUCGUACAUUAAGAGCAGUUUGCCAGUUCAAGAAGUUCACCUUUUGGAACUGGGAUCGCAAACCUUCCCGGGGUGAUAGAUAUCAACAAGCUAUGGAUUGGACUGAAAUAGCAGAUUUGAUUCAUGACAGCAACAAUUAGUUAUAAUGGAAAUGCAGCUGAUUAAAUGUUUUUUGUGUCAAUAAUAAAUUUUUAAAAGUA
Molecule: messenger RNA, 636 nt
Organism: Macrobrachium nipponense
Lineage: Eukaryota; Metazoa; Arthropoda; Malacostraca; Decapoda; Palaemonidae
Product: ribonuclease H2 subunit C-like
Exons: 3
Coding region: 145-576 (143 amino acids)
Biological process (GO): RNA catabolic process
Cellular component (GO): ribonuclease H2 complex
Source: RefSeq, a predicted model, not a curated record